Molecule: messenger RNA, 1167 nt
Organism: Panicum hallii
Lineage: Eukaryota; Viridiplantae; Streptophyta; Magnoliopsida; Poales; Poaceae
Product: transcription factor SPEECHLESS-like
Exons: 3
Coding region: 1-1167 (388 amino acids)
Biological process (GO): positive regulation of DNA-templated transcription; guard cell differentiation; stomatal complex development
Cellular component (GO): nucleus
Molecular function (GO): DNA-binding transcription factor activity; protein dimerization activity
Source: RefSeq, a predicted model, not a curated record
AUGGAGGAGGCACUGUGCGAUCAGCUCUUCUCCGACGUCGACGGCGACCUGAUGAUGCACCACCCCUCCGACGCCGACGACCUCCUCGGCAUCCUCGAGGCGUGGGAGGACUGCGUCACCGGCGGUGGUAGUACUCCCCGCGGCGCUAAGGUGCCGCAGGCCACUGACGCCGCAGUGGCAACGUCCAAUCCCGCACCGGCUUCGGGGAACGUCCGGCGGCUGGGUGACCGGGAAGACGCUACGAUGCGAGCGGCGCCAAAGAGGCGGAGGUGCUCGCCGGCAGUGUCGUCGUCAGAUGCAGCGGCGACGAGCGACGACGGUGCGGCGAAUAAUAACACGUCGCACAUCACCGUGGAGCGCAACCGGAGGAAGCAGAUGAACGAGCACCUCGCCGUGCUGCGCUCGCUCAUGCCCUGUUUCUACGUCAAGCGAGGAGACCAGGCAUCCAUCAUCGGAGGGGUGGUGGACUACAUCAAGGAGCUGCAGCAAGUGCUGCAGUCGCUGGAGGCCAAGAAGCAGCGCAAGGCCUACACCGACCAGGUCCUCAGCCCGCGGCCGCCGCCGGCUUGCUGCAGCCCGCGGCCACCGCUCAGCCCACGGCCGCCCCUCCCGCCUCUCAAGUCCACGCCGCCGAUCAGCCCGCGACCCUCCGUCCCAAUCAGCCCCAGGACGCCGCCGGGUCCCGGCAGCCCGUACAAGGUCCGCAGGCAGCCGCCCCUGCCGCUGCCCCUGUCCCCACCUGGCUCGGCGUACACGUCCCCGGCGAGGACGCCGACCCGCGAGCCGAGCCCGGCGUCGUCUUCGUACCUGCCGUCGCUGGACAAGAUCGCCGCCGAGCUCUGCGCCUACGCCGCCGGCACCAACAAGCAGCAGCAGCGGCAGGCUCUUCUUCCCGCGGCGACCAGCGGUGGGGCGGUGGUCCUCCUCCCGGACGUGAGGGUGGAGUUCUCCGGCGCCAACCUGGUGGUGAAGACGGUGUCGCACCGCGAGCCGGGGCAGGCCGUCAAGGUCAUCGCGGCGCUCGAGGGCCGGUCGCUGGAGAUCCUCGACGCCAAGAUCAGCACCGUCGACGACACCGCGGUGAACUCCUUCACCAUCAAGAUUGGAAUCGAGUGCGAGCUCAGUGCUGAAGAGCUGGUGCAGGAGAUUCAGCAAGCGUUCUCGUAA